Molecule: messenger RNA, 636 nt
Organism: Austrofundulus limnaeus
Lineage: Eukaryota; Metazoa; Chordata; Actinopteri; Cyprinodontiformes; Rivulidae
Product: multidrug and toxin extrusion protein 1
Biological process (GO): transmembrane transport
Cellular component (GO): membrane
Molecular function (GO): antiporter activity; xenobiotic transmembrane transporter activity
Source: RefSeq, a predicted model, not a curated record
AGGCUGUGGGUCAGACUGAGGCAGGACUCGGUCUGGACCGCGGCACACAGAGGGGCAGUUAUGGACUCUUCUGGGAAAGUCUCACAGACCGACAUGGUCAAGGUGGAUCUGAAACCAGACCAGGACUCCGCUCAGGGCUGGGGGUCCUGCCUAAAGAGGAUCUGGGGGAUGGUCCCGCAGGAUUACCGCAAUGAGCUGGCACAGCUUUUUAAACUGGCAGGACCAGUGGUCAUUUCCCAGCUGAUGGUCUUCAUGAUCAGCUUCGUCAGCACCGUGUUCUGUGGUCACCUGGGGAAGACAGAACUGGCAGCAGUAACAUUAUCCAUAGCGGUGGUGAACGUCACCGGCGUUUCAAUCGGCACUGGUUUGUCGUUAACUUGUGACACGCUCAUAUCUCAGACCUACGGGAGCGGAAACCUGAAGCGGGUGGGUGUGAUCCUUCAGAGGGGGAUUCUGAUUCUCCUGCUGUCCUGUUUCCCCUGCUGGGCCGUCCUCGUCAACACAGAACCUCUGAUGCUUGCUGCCAAGCAAAGUCCAGAGGUCGCCAGACUCACCCAGCUCUACGUCAACAUCUUCAUGCCAGCUCUGCCGGCUGUUUUUAUGUACCAGCUGGAGGGGAGGUAUCUGCAAAAUCAG